AUGAGAUUCGCCUGGGCCAAGGCGGUGUUGCGCCCUGUGGGAGCGCCUCGCCGUAGGGCGCUGCAACGCCGCAACUUGCACCUCGCCCCCCCUUUCCUUCUCGACGACUACGUCCCGCGCUACCAGACCAUGACGUCCCGGGACGCCGCAAAGAAGCGGUCGCUCGCCUACGCGCACCUCCGCAACUGUAAUCUGUGCCCCCGGAUGUGUGGAGUCGACCGCUAUCAGACGACCGGCACAUGUCUGAUAGGACAUAACGUUAAGGUCAACGUUAUUGCGCCGCACUUUGGCGAAGAGCCGUGCAUCCAGGGCCACAAUGGCAGCGGCGCCGUCUUCAUGAGCGGCUGCAACCUGCGUUGUGUCUUCUGCCAAAACUACGACAUCUCACAUCGGCGCAACGGCAUGGACCUCACGCCCGAGGAGCUCGGCGAGUGGUACAUGAAGCUGCAGGAGGUUGGCGGGGUCCACAACAUCAAUAUCGUGACGCCCGAGCACGUCGUUCCGCAGGUCGCCUUGAGCAUCCUGCAUGCGCGGGAACUCGGCCUGCGGGUACCCAUUGUGUACAACACGUCGAGCUUCGACUCGCUGGCCUCUCUCGAGCUCAUGGACGGCCUGGUGGACAUUUACCUGGCCGACUUCAAGGUGUGGCGGAGCGAAACCUCGAACCGCCUGCUUAAAGCCGACGACUACGCCGCUACCGCCCGCGAGAGCGUCCGCGCCAUGCACGCGCAGGUCGGUGAUCUGUGCUUUACGGCAGACGGAAUCGCAAAGAGGGGCCUGCUCGUCCGUCACUUGGCCAUGCCGGGCAAGGAGGCCGAGGGUUCUGACAUAAUGCGCUUCCUGGCGUCCGAGGUGUCUGCCGACUGCUUCGUCAAUAUCAUGGAGCAAUAUCGCCCAGAUGCUCACGUGGGCAAGCGCAAGCGCGGCAAGGGCGCCAGCGAUGGCGUCCGGUACGCCGACAUCAAUCGACCGGUUGCGGAUGCCGAAGUCUUGUCCAUCCGCCAAGCCGCUACCGAAGCAGGGCUUUGGCGGUUCAAUGAGUCGCCACAACACGAUGGCUUCGCGAUAUGA
Purpureocillium lilacinum is the source of this 1071-nucleotide messenger RNA. RefSeq lists its product as uncharacterized. The record is from RefSeq and is a predicted model, not a curated record. Lineage: Eukaryota; Fungi; Ascomycota; Sordariomycetes; Hypocreales; Ophiocordycipitaceae. Gene Ontology annotation, molecular function: iron-sulfur cluster binding; catalytic activity.